ACACUAUUGGUGGUGCAUGUGUGACGCCAUCUACACCUCCUGGUUUUGUGGCGAAUGCAUGGAUAAGAGGCGAGCUAGACUGGACUGUUUUAGACUAUCUCGAACUCUGCUAGGAUUUGUUUGGGUCUGGACUCUGAAAGGAAACGCGUUAUCGGGAGCAUCGCAGGAGCGGUGAGAGGCAGUAGCUUCAGCAGCGGGCGCGACACUCAAGAGUCCGGGAAGGAGCGCGGAAUGCUCAGCGGCUGACCAGACGCUGUUUUGUCUUUAUUUUACAUUUUCUUUGGCGACGACAGAGCAAAAGAAACUGAGGACAUCUGUCUCAGUGGAUAUCUGAUAUGGCGAGCUCAAGCACGCUCGAUGUGUUUGUGGGAAUUGUUCUAGUUUUACACGCUUUGGGAAGUGUUUUCCAGAUCACCCGAGGAGAAUUAACGGCGGAAGGAGCUGCUUAUUCAAUUCUGCAGGGAUGGUCACAGGAUGAUGAUGUCACUGUGGAGCUGUUGAGGAGGAGACGCUGGCUUCUCAUGGAGCCCCUUCCAAUGGAAAGUAACAAAGCCAGUCAGGACGUUUUGAAGCCUGAGUCUCAGGAUUCACCUGGUAUACUGCCUGAUGAUGACGCAGACAACAGCUCCCAAAUAAUGGAGGACACAGACCAUAACUACUACACCUCAAAGACAUAUGGCCCCAGUGACCCGAUGAGCAAAGAAUUAUGGGUAAAUAUCGAUCAGAUGGACAAAGAGAAGGUGAAGAUUCAUGGCAUCCUGUCCAAUACACACCGACAAGCAGCGCGGGUCAAUCUCUCCUUUGAUUUUCCAUUUUAUGGGCAUUUGUUGCGAGAGAUCACUGUUGCAACCGGCGGGUUCAUCUACACAGGAGAUGUGGUUCACCGAAUGUUGACAGCCACACAAUAUAUCGCUCCACUUAUGGCAAACUUUGACCCCAGCCUUUCCAGAAACUCAACUGUCAUCUAUUUUGACAAUGGAACUGCUUUGGUUGUCCAGUGGGAUCACGUCCAUCUUCAGGAUUCUUAUAAUCAAGGAAGUUUCACCUUCCAGGCCACAUUGCACAGCGAUGGACGAAUUGUCUUUGCUUACAAAGAGGUCCCAGUGCAGAUUGCAAAAAUCAGCUCUGUCAAUCAUCCAGUGAAGGUUGGACUGUCUGAUGCCUUUGUGGUGGUCCAUAAGAUCCAACAGAUCCCCAAUGUGCGGAGGAAGACUAUCUAUGAGUAUCACAGAGUGGAGCUGUUAAAGACCAAAAUUACCAGCGGUACAGCUGUAGAAAUGAUGCCACUACCAACAUGUCUUCAAUUCACAAGCUGCACUUCUUGCAUAGCAUCGCAGAUUAACUUCAACUGCAGCUGGUGCCACCGACUCAAUAGAUGUUCCAGUGGCUUUGAUCGCCAUCGGCAGGAUUGGGUGGAUAACAGUUGCCCAGAUGAGACCAAGGAUAACACCUGUGACAUCAUCAAUACUACUAAUCUCGAUCAGCUGACCACUGCAUCAGUUGCUAAGAAGACCACAAGGAACAGAGGAACUACUGAGGGUCAAUCUACCCAAGCUCCAUCACACAUGCCCACCAGCAUACCAACAGAAGAUGACACCAAGAUUGCGCUACAUCUCAAAGACAAUGGAGCUGCUGCAGCAAAAAGUACGGCAGAGAACAGCGCUCACCCCCUGCACAUGGGCCUGAUUCUUGGGAUGCUCCUUCUUCUGCUCGUGAUGGUGGCCAUCGUCCUGGUGACUGUUUACAUCUACCACCACCCGAGCUCUGCUGCGGGACUCUUCUUCAUUGAGAGACGUCCCAGCAGAUGGCCUGCGAUGAAAUUUCGGCGAGGAUCUGGUCAUCCAGCAUACGCAGAGGUAGAGCCUAUGGGUCUAGAAAAAGAAGGCUUUAUUGAAUCAGAGCAGUGCUGAGAUUUCAACUUUGACUUCUGAAGUCACACACAGCCCAGCAACCUUCUUGAUGUCUAGCUACAAAUCCCCACAUCUCUAAUCAUUAAGUUCCACCAACCCUCCAAAACACUGAGCAAACUGGAAACAGGGAGGGUGUGGUGACUGAAUGGAAGAGGCAUCCAGAAACAAAUGUUUGGAUCUUGCUUUCAACACUCAAAACAAUCCACAUUCAGAGGAAACGUUUGUUAAUCAGCUGGAUGAAUAACAGCCCAGCGGCUUCUGCUCGGUUCCUGACAUGACGUGGGGAACAGCAUUUGUUUGUUGAUUGUACGUGAUGAGGUUUUGACCUUUUACCCUCAAAAUCAUCAGUGAACUGAAUGCAGUUACGUUUGAUUCUCUGAUUUGAUGUGCCUCUCUGAGAGAUUUUUUUUUUUGUCUUGACAGUCUCUGAAAUGCACAUUCGUUCAGUUUGUGUUGGAAAUCUUAUAUAGACCUUUAUAUAUCUUCAAAAGGGUUUUGUAGGGUUUUUUUCCAGGUGUUUUUUUUCCUAUUCCUUUAUGACUUCAUCUCUUUGAUUUGAGCAGAUGUUUUGGAGUAUGUUGGAUGACUUUAAUUGCUGAUACUGUGUCUCCUCCUCUUGUUUGGAUACAAUCAGAAAAUGUUCUGUGAACAAAUGUGUCAACACUUUUUUUCAUCCAAACAUAUUUCAACCAUUUAGGACAUUUUUGCACAUAUCCACUUAACGCACAUAUAUUGCUUUUUACAAGUUAAUUUUUUUUCUUAUCUUACGUUACUAAUGCAUAUUUACAAGACAGGCGCUUGUGAGAUUGCGUGUGUGUCUUUCUUUUAAUUUUUUUGUUGUUUUUGUUGUAAUAUUGUGGUACACAAUGAUCCCUUAAACACGCCGUAGUUGAAAUCAAGGAUUUGUACUUCAACAAGACAGGUGGUGUCUACUGACAGCUGUCAGUCCUUAGCCAGACAGAGACAUUUGUUUGUUUGUAAUAUUUGAUAUAGUGAUAUAGAAAAGCCCUCACACUGCUGUCAAGGUCAUUUCAGCUUGAUUACAAGCAGUGGAACUGAGAACUGCAAAAAUGAAUUCAUUUUGACUUUAAGAAUGUGAUUUAUUACUCUAUAGGUAGAGUAACGCAGCGUAUUACAACCUUAUAUGAUAAACAUUCUGUAUGUUCUAAAUAAUAUUUUCCAUCGUGUUCACUAAUAAUGGAUUUCGAGUUUGAAAUGAAAUUAUGGCACAUAUUACUUUCUCCUGAAAAGACAUUACAAGUAUUGUGACCAAAGAACUGUCAUCUCACACACUAACACACACAUAUUAUUAGACUAAUAUGGAAAAUGGUAGAUAUUUCUGUCUUCUGUUUUAUUAUUUCAGCAAACCUAUGCAUUGGGGCAGUUCCUGGGAGUUUCUUUUCUUUUUCCUUUUUUUUUUCUUUUUUUUAUGUCUGUUAGGUGUUUAAGCAUGCAUGCAAGGGAGAUAUAUUUGUUUCCUAUUUUAUCCACAUAACAGGGUGUCUCACCAAAAAAUCAAGGUCUAAAUUCUAUUUUUAUCAACUUUCUUCACUGGAAGACCUGAUUAUUUUCAGCAGAUGUAACCUGAAUGUGUAUGUAUGUGUGUGACAUUGAAUCUAUCUGAAUGUGUAUGAGUGCACAAGGGCGAAAUGGAUGUUUAUUUUGUGAAAUAUUCUCAAAGAAUGUUUGUUGAAAGAGAUCAAUUUUCUGUUCAGCAGUGACGCCUGGUCUCAAAAUUCGGGGAAACAAACAUAUUAGCGACCUGAAUUUUUGAUAAUCAUAAUCUUCAUGUUGUGCCACACAUUGAGAGACAGUGAAAUACACAAUGCUGUAAUCUGUGUACUCUUGUGUUACUACUGUCAAUUUGAUUACAUUAUACAAUUUGAUUAAAUAAUAAAGUUGUUUAAACAGACA
This is a messenger RNA of Labeo rohita (rohu), 3824 nucleotides long. RefSeq names its product plexin domain containing 2b (gene plxdc2b). NCBI's taxonomy places the organism in Eukaryota, Metazoa, Chordata, Actinopteri, Cypriniformes, Cyprinidae. The transcript is spliced from 14 exons. Bases 336 to 1910 code for a protein of 524 amino acids. The record is from RefSeq and is a predicted model, not a curated record.